CACUAGCUUGGCCUGGCCUGGUUUACCCGCCGCCGCCUCCUGUUUCUCCUCUGCGCGUCGGUGAGCGAAAGCGAGGCGCGGCUAGCCAGCCAGUCCCAGACAGAGCGGGAGAGCCGGUCGGAGAGACAGUCCUUGUGGCGCUCGCCUCACUUUUUGCGCCGAGCGGGGGUGGGCGGGCUCCUACUCUUCAGACUCUGCUGCUUGCAGCCGCUGCGAGACACGCCUGGAGAGAGCGAGAGGGAGGGCACUAUGCCGCUGCUCCUCCCUCCCGCUCUCCUCUCCCCUUCCCUUCCUUCCAGCCGCUCCACAAACCAGGAACCAUCCCUAGCAGAAGCCCGCUGAAUACAUGUGUGUGUGUGUGUGCGAGAGAGAGAGAGAGAGAGCACUGAGAAGCAAAAUCGGGGAGGAGGAGUGAGGAAAAGCAGCAGCGGCAGCGACGGCAGAAGAAGGAAGGUGAAGAGGGAAGGACACACGCGCAGAGGAGGCUGCCCAGAAGAGACCGGGAGGGGGGGAGCAGAAAAAAAGUUUACACCCUCUGAAGCUGCUCUCGCUUUCUCCCACCCACCUCUUCCCGCGUCGGCGCAGCUGGGAGUUUUACCUGGAAUGACAUAAGUUCCCCCCUCCCAAAAAUAUUUGGGUAGGGUGUCUCCCAUUUUUUAAAAAAAAAUUAAAUGAAAUCUGCUGGAUCCAACGGUCCCUGCCCUCCCCCUUCUGUCCUCCAGCAACGGUCGGCAAUGUGACGGAACGGGGCAAACAUUUUCUCCAGAUCGCCUGGCUUAGAGAAGGAGUGAGAGACAGAGAGCUGUCACCGAGGAGGUGAUCCGAGUGGACUUGACUGUUUCCAGCGACGCGGCCCCGAGAGAGCCUGGAACUAUCCGCUCGCUGCUGCUGUUGCGGCUGCCCGGGACUUGCCUGUGAGACGGCGGCAACCCCUCGCGCUCUGCUGCCAGGAUUUAACCCCGAACCGCCUCCCGAGGUUGGAUCCGCCGCCGCCGCCUUCGUUGCCAUUCGUUCCUAGUCAGCCGUGGUCUGACCGGACGCUUUUUUUUUUUUUUUGGUUGGUUGGUUGGUUGGUUUGAGGGUCUUGCCUCCUCCGGCCAUUGCACGUCGUUGGGAGGGAAAAUGAAGGAGGAAGUUGAAUGAAGUGGUGCAAAACUGAUAAAUACAUGCCAUGAUUUGCCACAAGCAGCUUCAUUUAUGGAGACCAAAGGUUAUCACAGUUACCCAGAAAGCCUAGAUAUGGAGAGACGUUGGAGUCAAGGUUCCCAGUCUAUGGAAUAUACUUCUUCAGGAGAACAGGCUGAAGAAAGUAAUAACUAUAUGGAGAUUGUAAAUGUGAGCUGUGUUUCUGGUGCUUUUCCAAAUAGCAGUGCUCAAGGAAGCAACAAAGAAAAACCUGAACUACUCUCUUGCCUUCAGCAAGACCAUCAUCAGCCUGGUAUUUUAACCUCUGACAUAAAAACUGAGUCAGACUCAAAGGAACUUUCUGCAACUGUAGCUGAAUCAAUGGGUUUGUACAUGGAUUCUGUAAGAGAUGCUGAUUUUACCUAUGAUCAGCAAAGUCAACAAGGAAACGCAAAUCCUGGAAAGAUGUAUCAAAAUGUUGAGCAACUGGUAAAACUAUACAAGGAGAAUGGCCAUCGCACCUCUCCUCUGAACACCUCAAACAGGCCCCUGAGACCUCUAAUAUCAGACACUGCAUGCUCUGUGAAUGGUGGCAUCAUUCCAGUGAUUGUCAAAAGCCCCAGAGUGUGUCAAGAGAAGAGUCCUUCAGACUGUAGUCCACAAAGCAUGAUUUCUCCAGUGUGCAGCCCUCCUGGAAUUAAUUCUGUAUCUUCAACUACGCCUACUAACUUUGGAAACUUCACCGUAAAUAGUCCACUAAACCAGGGAACACCUUUGUCAUGCUCUCCCAACAUUGAGAACAGAGGCUCAAUGUUGCACAGUCCUGCCCAUGCUAGUAAUGUGGGUUCUCCUCUUUCCAGUCCAAUUAGUAGUAUGAAAUCUCCAAUUUCAAGUCCUCCUAGUCACUGUAGUGUGAAAUCGCCAGUUUCAAGUCCUAAUAACAUCACUAUGAAAUCUUCGGUGUCCAGCCCUGCAAAUAUGAACUCCAGGUGCUCUAUUGCCAGCCCUUCUAAUGCCAAUAAUAGAUCUUCUCUUUCUAGUCCAGCUGUUAGUACUGUAGGUGCCUCUAUGUGUAGUCCAGUAAAUGGUGCAUUAGCUUUUCCUGCAUCUAGUACACCUGUUGGACCUGUCACAGGCCAAGAUAUUGUUCCUAGUCCAGAUACAAAAGAUAAAGGUGCUUCAGAAAUCAUAUUUCCUAAAAUAGAGGAAAUGGAAAAUGCCAUCUCUAACAAUGAAGUGACUAAUCAAAUGAAUCUUGUUCAGUUUAUAAAACCUGAACCAGAAGGGGUAUUCAGUAGCUCAUGUCUUGGAGACAAUAGCAAAAUCAGUUCUGAUUCCCCAUUUUCAGUAUCAGUAAAGCAUGAAACAGCUAAACAUUCUUGUUCUGGUGCUUCUUUCAAAGGGAAUCAAACUGUAAAUCCAUUUCCAUUUAUGGAUGGAUCAUAUUUUACUUUUAUGGAUGAUAAAGACUACUACUCGCUUUCUGGGAUUUUAGGACCACCUGUUUCAUCAUUUGAUGGCACAUGUGAAAGUACUGGGUUUCCAAAUCCAGGCCUCCCUGGAAGAAUUAAACAGGAGCAUGAAGACAGUAGCUAUUAUCAAGAGAACACUCUGCCAUCUUCAGCUAUUGUUGGCGUGAAUUCAGGUGGACAAUCAUUUCACUAUAGGAUUGGCGCUCAAGGCAGAAUAUCUUUAUCACGACCUGUUGGUAGAGAGCAGUCUUUUCAGCAUAUUAGUUCUUUUGCUCCAGUAAGUACACUAGUGGAAUCAUGGAAACAGCAUGCAGACAUGUCUGCCAGAAGAAAUGAUGGGUAUCCAGUUCUAGAAUACAUUCCAGAAAAUGUAUCAAGUUACCUCUCAAUUGAUAAAUGCCCAUUUCUUCAAAUUUCUUUGGUCUCCUCAUUAAGAAGUGUAUCGUCUGGAUCCUCAAGACCUUCCAAAGUAUGUUUGGUGUGUGGAGAUGAAGCAUCUGGAUGCCAUUAUGGAGUAGUUACUUGCGGCAGCUGUAAAGUAUUCUUCAAGAGAGCAGUGGAAGGUAAAUCUUCAUGGCAGCACAAUUAUUUAUGUGCAGGACGAAAUGACUGUAUAAUUGAUAAGAUUCGGAGGAAAAACUGCCCAGCUUGCCGGUUACAGAAAUGUCUUCAAGCUGGAAUGAAUUUGGGAGCUCGAAAGUCAAAGAAGUUGGGCAAGUUAAAAGGGAUGCAUGAAGACACACAGCAGCAAGCACAGCAGCCUCCUCCUCAGAGUCCAGAAGAAGGGACUACAUAUAUUGCUCCAGCUAAAGAGCCAUCUGUAAACACAGCACUUGUCCCUCACCUGUCUGCAGUUUCAGCAACACUUACUCCCUCACCUGCUAUGGUCCUAGAGAACAUUGAACCUGAAAUUGUAUAUGCAGGAUAUGAUAGCUCGAAGCCAGAUACAGCAGAGCACUUGCUAUCCACUUUAAACCGUCUUGCUGGCAAGCAGAUGAUUCAGGUGGUUAAAUGGGCAAAAAUACUUCCAGGCUUUAGAAACUUGCCUCUUGAGGACCAAAUUACUCUAAUCCAGUAUUCUUGGAUGUGUCUAUCAUCAUUUGCCUUGAGCUGGAGAUCGUACAGACAUACAAACAGCCAGUUCCUGUAUUUUGCUCCUGACUUAGUAUUUAAUGAAGAGAGGAUGCGCCAAUCGGCAAUGUUUGAACUGUGCCAGGGGAUGCACCAGAUCAGCCUUCAAUUUGUUCGCUUGCAGCUUAGUUUUGAAGAAUACACCAUUAUGAAAGUAUUGCUGCUGUUAAGCACAGUUCCUAAGGAUGGCCUCAAAAGCCAAGCUGCAUUUGAAGAAAUGAGGGCAAAUUAUAUUAAAGAACUGAGAAAGAUGGUAACUAAACAUCCAAACAGUUCUGGGCAAAGCUGGCAGCGUUUUUACCAACUGACAAAACUCCUGGACUCCAUUCAUGAUCUUGUUAGUGAUUUGUUGGAAUUCUGUUUCUACACCUUCCGAGAGUCCCAAGCUCUGAAAGUGGAGUUUCCAGCUAUGCUGGUAGAAAUCAUCAGUGAUCAGUUGCCCAAGGUGGAAUCUGGAAAUGCCAAGCCCCUCUACUUCCACAGGAAGUGACAGAUGUCUUAAUGGAAAAAGAAAACUUUGCCUUAAGUUUCCCUGUGCUAUUCUACACCCACGAAGGACCUGAGAAACCACAUUUAAAAUAUACUAUACAAAAAUUGUUCAAAAGUCUUGACUAGUCUAAAAAAACCACAGGAAGGGUUUGGAGGCUGGAAAGAAGUUUAUGUGAACUUGACAAAGUAGUCAAGAUGGUUGAAGAACUAUUACCAUACUCCCAAUAUACCAACAUUUAGGGAAAAAAUAUGUUCCUGUUCCUCUGGAUGAAAAGCCAUAUCUAGUCAAAUAACUCUUUGAUUUUGAUAUUUUAAGAGAUGAACAUUUUAAAUAUGCCAUGUAGUUUCUGGUAUUGUUUGCUUGUUUCAAAAGGGUUCAAGGACUAAGAUGAACUUUUAAAAGCUUACCAUUGGUUUGCACAUAAAACACAGUCAAUAUGGGGCAUUAAUUCUUGUACUAUAUACACACAUACACAUACACACACAGAGAGAGAAAAACAACAACCCUGGAUGUGUAAAAUAAAUAAUGCAGCAUUUGGUGUGGAAUAAUCUUGGUAUCUCCACCUGCGGCAUUUGUUAUCCCAUAUUAUCCAUCAUAAGAUGAUCUACACUGUGUUAAGUGUUCAUUUAUUAUUUAACUUGAAAGGAUAAGAUGUUAAAACAAAUGCCUCUGUUUCAGUUUAUGGUAUCUAUUGUGCUGGCUUUACCAAUAAUUUUUCGCAGUCUUUUGCUGUACUGUACAUUGCUGUAUGUAUAAAUUGAAGGACCUGAAAAAAAUGGUAUAAGGAACUUUUGUAAAUGAGACCUAAAAAUCUUUAAUGGUUAAUAGGAUGAAUGGGAAAGUAUUUUUGGAAGAAUUCUAUUUUGCUGGAGACUAUUUAAUUACUCUUUUUUGUCUAAACACAAGGUAAUUUUUUUUGUAAAGUGAAUUGUUCUGCAUGCAUAAUGAACCGUUUACAGUGUAUUUAAGAAAGGGAAAGCUGUGCCUUUUAGCAUCAUAUCUAAUUUCCCAUCUGACAGUGUCUGUUGUAAAUAACCACCCGUAACCAUUUUCAGUUAUAUUUUCUCAUUCUUUUCUAUAUGUUUUCACCCAUGUACCUUCCUUUUCCUCAGCAUUUGUCUGCUGCUUUUCCAUGGCUUGAGCACACUAAGUUUUGCUUCAUGCCUUUCACUAGCUUUGCAGAUAAAUGCACAUUUCAUCUACCAAGAUAAGCUCCAAAGGGCACAAUCCUUCAAAAAGAUGUCCUGCACCAGUCCCAUCGAUGUGAACUAGGGUUGCCAACAGAUCAAAGAUCAGCUCACUUGGAUAAAAUGGCCACUUUAGAAGGUGCACUCUAUCUAGGGCAUUAUAAUACUCCAUUGAAGUCCCUCCCCUCCCCCAAACCCUGCUCUCCUCAGGCUCCACCUACAAAAUAUCCAGGUAUUUUCCAUACUGGAGCUGGCAACCCUAAUGUGAACAUAGCUGUCUAAGAGUACUGGCCUUCCAUCAUUUUAAGAGAGCUUUUGCAAGACAGCUUUUUCAUGGUCUGUGCCCAAAGUCUCCUGAAAGACUUGUCAGUUCCCAUAUGAAGUGAGGUUAUGCCUGCUGCUCUGAUGUACUCAAAGGCCAUAUUCCAGGGCACAGGCAAAUUUAGCCCAUGGAUUUCAGUGGGAAUGUUUUGGCACCUACUGCUAUGCUAGAUUGUGUCCAAAGAGAUAGAUAAAUAUAUAUAUUAAAUGCCAUCCCUUGCUUUCCUUUUUCAAUCUGGAAUGUAUGUAAAUUACAAAAAUUGAGAAAAUAAAUCCUAAUAUGAAAAAUUA
This is a messenger RNA of Heteronotia binoei (common prickly gecko), 6017 nucleotides long. It is a transcript of the gene NR3C2, whose product is annotated as nuclear receptor subfamily 3 group C member 2. Bases 1198 to 4218 code for a protein of 1006 amino acids. NCBI's taxonomy places the organism in Eukaryota, Metazoa, Chordata, Lepidosauria, Squamata, Gekkonidae. Gene Ontology annotation, molecular function: zinc ion binding; sequence-specific DNA binding; DNA-binding transcription factor activity. Gene Ontology annotation, biological process: regulation of DNA-templated transcription. The transcript has 11 exons. The record is from RefSeq and is a predicted model, not a curated record.